Messenger RNA from Tetrahymena thermophila SB210, 1173 nucleotides. RefSeq names its product transmembrane protein, putative. Lineage: Eukaryota; Ciliophora; Oligohymenophorea; Hymenostomatida; Tetrahymenidae. The transcript has 2 exons. The record is from RefSeq and is a predicted model, not a curated record.
AUGUAAUUUAAUCAAGAAGGAGUUAAUUAGAGAGGCGAUUAGUUUAGCUAAGGCUAACAACAACAAUGCCAACAGGAGGAGUUCAAUCCUCAAUCAUUCUAGAAGUAAAGAACUAUAGGAUAGGUAUCGAAUUCUUUCUAAAGAAGAUUAACAGAAAGAGAAAAAAAUAAUGUCAAAGGUCAUGUUUUCUUAGAGCCUAAAUGGAAUAACUCUUUUCACUUAGAAACACCAAUUUUAGGUGUAAUUACACUGAUUAUAUUGGCCAUUUACUUUUGCUUCUUAUUCUCUGGCAGAAUAGAAGCUGAUAAAGAUAAGUUAAUUUAUGGAUCUAUUGCACUGAUCCUUUAUAUCAUAGAGUGUUGUACAAAUGGAGUAGUAGGUUAUUUGAGAAAUUAAAUGAGUGUGAGAGAACUCCAAAAUUAUUUAAACGAAAUAAAAUAGAUGAAUUUUGAACUCAAGUUUAAUGUUUCUUCUUAUCACUAUUAGUAUCGUUCACAUUAUGAUAGUGAAAAAAAGAGAAACGUAAGAUCUUAGGAAACAGUUUAUACCUACAAUGAGACAUUUGAAUAUCCAGUAGGAUAGACUGUAGAUGAGACAGAAGACUCUACAGUCUUUUUCGAAAAAGCCAAAUAUUUUAGAAUACACAGUUUCGUUACUUACUCUUUUGGAGAUUAGCAAAGUGCAAGAUACUAUGAUGAUAUGAUCAAACUUGCAAGAAACAAAGCUAAAUCCAGAGAUACUUUUCAAUCAGAAAGUGAAGAUUAGAAUUGUCAAGGCUUGAAAACAACUUUACUUGCUUACCAAGACGGGGUCAAACUUGAUCCCAUGCUUUCUGUACCUGUAUACAUAAUCUACUGUCUUGUAGGAUUAAGUUUAUUAUACAGAAUUUUAUUAAAUUAGAGAGUUUCCUUUCUUGAGCACUGCGUACAUAAAAAGGUAUAUAUGGAUUUAAAUAAGGUCAACCCAGAAGUCUAUUAAUUUGAAAUGGUAAGGUAAAAUGUAUAAUAUCAACAAAUUAUUAUGAAUAAUUAGGCAUAAAUUAUUAACUAGCAACAGUAAAUACUUUAGUAACAAUAAUAAGGUAUUUUAAACUAAAAUAUGCAACAGCCUUUGCAACCUAAUUAUAAUUAUCCUCAACAACCAAUAAACGACGUUCCUAAUCCAAUGAAUUGA